UCCAUCUUUUUUAUUAACCAUACAGAGUUACGGAACAUCAUAGACAAACUGGCUCAGUUCGUGGCUCGCAAUGGACCAGAGUUCGAGCAGAUGACAAAAAACAAGCAGAAGGACAACCCAAAAUUUGGUUUCCUGUUCGGUGGAGAGCACUUCAACUACUAUCAAUACAAAGUGACUACAGAGCAAGCCAUUUUAAAGCAAAAAGGAAUAAAUCCAAUGCAAAAUGCAGACCCACGUUUAAACGUUUCGCAGCAGCAGCAAACAGCCGUUACCGUCGCGCAGCCACUGAAUAACGUCAAUCUUGCACCUGGCCUAAAUACUCAAAACAAUGGAUUAAACCCGGUUGUGGGAAUUGGACCAGUGGGAAAUCAAGGUGGUCCGGUUAUACCUGGAGUACCAGGACAAAUUGGAGGGCCAGGAAAUGCAGGACCGCCAAUUGGACCAGUUCCUGGUGCUAUGGGAGGUGUGAAUCCAUCUAUUGGUGGUGUGAAUCAACCGGUUAACAUUGGAGGACCUCCUGGAUGGCUUCAAAAUGAGUUAGCAAACCUUCAGUCACAGCAGACCACGUUACAGGAACAAGUUAGACAAUCAGAACAAAAUUUGGCUGCGCAACAUGCUGCAUUGAUGGCACAACAACAAGGAAGGGUUGAGGAUGCUGUGAGACAAGCUCAAGAAACAGCUUUACAAAAUAGUGCACAAAGCACAAAUACAGAUCUUACUGCAUUUGAUGCAGUAUUACAGCCUAUUAUUGAUAGCUGCACAAAGGAUAGUAUAAGUGCAGGAAAAGCCUGGAUACUCCAAAAUUCGGUUACUCCGCAAAGUAAUCAAGUCGUUGCGGAUCACUUGCUGAAAAAAGUGAUUCAGGCAACAAAUUUUAGUCAUAAACUUCACAUCAUCUAUCUGGUCAACGAUGUCUUACAUCAUUGUGCAAGAAAAAAAUCUAUGGAUCUUCGCAAGGCGAUGGAAAGUGUUGUUGUUCCCAUGUUCUGUAACACUUCACUAGCUGCAUCAGAAGAACAACUUAAUAAAUUAAAUAAACUAUUAAGUUUGUGGGAGUCAAAAAAUAAUUACUUUGAUGAAGGAAUUAUAGAUAAAUUGAAACAACCAAGUACAUCUUGGUCUGAAUAUCAGGCUAACUUGGUUGCACAACAUGCCAGCGCUAUUACACCAAUCACUACAUCAACAAAACAAACUUUUGAUAAUUAUCAAGCACAACAUCAAGCAUUUGUUACACAUGCUUUAAGACAAAUUCAAAAUAUCGAGCAACAAAAAAUUGCAAUUGAUCAACAAUUGAAAGCUCCUCCUCCACCACCACCACAAUUGAAUCAACAGAAUAUGUCUAUGCCACCUAGUCAUUCCGGUCCUCCAGCUCCAAUAAGCACAGAUGUAAAUUUCAGUCAACCACCACCUGGAUGGGGUGUACCACCUGGAAAUGAACCUCCACCAUUUUCAAAUGUUCCAUUACCAGACUUUUCAAAACCUCCACCUGGAUUUGGUCCACCACCUGUUAUACACGAGCCCUCUGUUGAAGAUUUAAUGCCCAGUAUGCCUUAUUACGAACUUCCUGCUGGCUUGAUGGUGCCCUUAAUCAAAUUAGAAGAUGCUGAAUAUAAACCUUUGGAUCCAGAAGCUAUUAGACUACCACCUCCUGCCCCUCCAAGCGAACGACUAGUAGCUGCUGUCGAAGCAUUUUAUGCACCACCGAAUCAUGACUCUCCACGGGACAGUGACGGUUGGGAAAAAUUAGGUUUAUACGAGUAUUACAAAGCAAAAAAUGCCGCACGUAAACGUAAAGAAGAAGAUAUAAUAGCUGGUAUAAGACAAAAAUCAAAAUCGCCAUCACCAAUUCUAAGGCCAAGAUCUAAAAGUCCUAGUCCACCAAAGAAACGAUAUCGAAGUAAAUCGCGAAGUAGAUCACGCUCAAGAUCUAGAGGUAGAAGCAGAUCUAGAUCUCCCGCUGCCAAUCACAGACGUAACAGUCGUAACAGCAAUCAUAAUAACAGAAGCAGAAGAAGGAGAAAUAGCAACAAGGAUCGAAGUCCUGAUAGGAGAAUGGAUAGGCAAGAUCGAAGUCCAACUCCGCCCAGUUUUCUCGGAUCAACUUACAGUAAAGCUCCUCAAGAAAUUAGCCUCGACGAAAGUAACAAAGGUCAUCAGUUGCUCAAAAAGAUGGGUUGGGGAGGUGCGGGACUUGGUGCCAAUGAACAGGGUAUUGAAGCUCCAAUAUCGGGAGGUGAAAUUAGAGAUAAAAAUGAUCAGUAUAAAGGCGUCGGUAUUAAUCUAAAUGAUCCAUAUGAGAACUUUAGAAAGAGUAAAGGUCAAGCAUUUAUAACUAGAAUGAAAGCGAGAGCGGAAGAACGUGCCGAGGAAAGAGGCGAACGGGACUGAAUAUAAUCGAGAUAAACAAUUAAUUUGUCUAUAACCGUUUCGAUGAAAUAUAAUUAUCGCAUGCAGCAUGAAUUCGCAUGCUCCCACAAUUAUAAUCGACACAAGUUUUCAACAAUCAAUCUUUUUCAAUCAAUCAUAACACAUGUAAUGUUUUUAUUCGGUGAUUUUAAUAUUUUUUUCAAUCGCUAUUAGCCUAACGAAUAGUUUAUAUCCAUUUCCCCAUCGCGUUAUAUCAAUAUUAUAUAAUAAUUGUUUAUUAUUGAAAUUGCAAAGUUAUAACUAUAUAUGUUUUAGAAUUUUAUAUUCUCGUUAAAAGUAACGAUCAAUUAUUUCAUAUUUUUAAAUAUUUCAAAAAAAAAAACAAAAAAUAAUCAUCUAAAUAUCGUGUCGAUCAUUCGUGGGUGCAAACCAUUUAUCUGUAUAUUUCCAAAUGAGGAAAAUACUACGAGUGAAUGAUGAAAGAAAAGAAGAAUUGUUUAUAAAAAUAAUUAUGUACUUGUCAAUUUAUAAUUAAGACAAGCGAUAUAUAAGUUUAUGAUCACAUAUGCACCAGAAAUAUUACAAAUUUUAUGGUGCAUAAACAACAAAAAAAAUAUACGAUUUUAUGCAUCUCUUGUACAUUAUGUACAAAACUACUACUCGAUUUUCGGCAAGAUUACCAUUAAUGAUAAUACAUGAUUUAUCUAUUACUAAUUUGAGAUAUCUUGAUAAAAAUAACAACCAAAAGAUUAAUCAAAGUCGACCAAUCGCACGGUUUACGUCCAUCGCGAAUUAAAUAUGCAACAUUAUAUAUUAUAUUCCACAUAACAUCUACUAAAAUUAAUUCUGCUCCAAUGUAAAACAGUGAUAAACUAAUUUGCUAAAUGUCUGUAUAAGAGAAUAAGAGGACCUUCAUUGUGCAGUCAUCAUUCGCACGUGGAAAAAAAAAAAUGGAACUAAAAAAAGUACUUGUAUUUAGUAAGUUAAUAUAAUAAAUGACUAUAUUGGAUACAUAAAAAUAAAUUGAUAAAUAAAUACUGUAUGUUCAAACACAAUGAUAGAAAAAUUAUAGAAAAAGAACGAGGAAAAGAAAGGAAGAAAUAUUGAUUAAAAUUAACAACUCUUCAAUUUAAGAAAAUCUCAACAUCCGAUGGUAUUGUUAAUUGUCAGAAUUGCCUUCUUGAACUCCCCCAGCGGCAGUAGAUAUUGAAACCGAAUAAAUCCAACGUCAAACCGGUUUCACAGCGAUAAGAGUCAGAAGUUACAUGCUUGGUGGCGUAAACAAAGCCACUAUGUAUUCUUAAUAAUUAUCUUACAAAGUCGUCUUCAAUUUUAAUAUUCUUUUUAUAAUUAUGUUUUUUAAGUAUUUUUUUAUCCGUAUACAUUUAUAUUAAAGUGUAAUAUGUUUUUAAAGAUUUUAACAUAUUAAUGAGAUGUUGGGGUUUAUUAGAUUGGAAAGCGAUAUUUAUAGUUUUUAAAAUGAUUGCGUAUUUUAAUUUUGAUUCAAUAAUCGCUUUUCUUCUUUCAAAUACAUCAUUAUAUAGUCGUAAUAUCGUUUCAUAACAUUUUUCAAAAAUUUUAAAGAUAAUUAGCUCUCGAGAACCGUAAACAUUAAGAUCAACGAUGAUUCUGCAAUAUCCAGCGCCCUUCUUGAGAAAUAAUUUCGUUGAUGGCAAAGGUCGAUGAUAAAAUGCAAUAAUAAAUAAAAAAGCAAACUGGAAUUAAUAAAUUAAAACACUUGGUUUAUAGGAGAAUAUUUUCUGUUGUACAAUCUAUGUAGAUGGUAUUAUUGUAUCAAUAUCUUCAGAUAUAGUUGUGUCAAUGC
Molecule: messenger RNA, 4192 nt
Organism: Apis dorsata (giant honeybee)
Lineage: Eukaryota; Metazoa; Arthropoda; Insecta; Hymenoptera; Apidae
Gene: scaf6
Product: calcium homeostasis endoplasmic reticulum protein
Exons: 8
Coding region: 91-2388 (765 amino acids)
Biological process (GO): intracellular calcium ion homeostasis; RNA processing
Cellular component (GO): perinuclear region of cytoplasm
Molecular function (GO): RNA binding
Source: RefSeq, a predicted model, not a curated record